Molecule: messenger RNA, 1011 nt
Organism: Naegleria gruberi
Lineage: Eukaryota; Heterolobosea; Eutetramitea; Acrasida; Naegleriidae
Exons: 1
Coding region: 1-1011 (336 amino acids)
Source: RefSeq, a predicted model, not a curated record
AUGUCAUCACUUGAUAGCUCUUCCUCCCUUUCGGAAAGAAAAUUGAACAAACAAGAAGACUGCUCUAAAAUUAUUCUCUUUGAUUUUGUGUGCAAUAGUCAAUCAAGUUUACAUUCCGAUAAAGCUCGAAAUGAUCAUCACCAAUUAUUAUCACUCCUAAAGAAGAAGAUUAGCACGCCUAAAGGCGUGAGCUUUCCACUCGCUACCUAUUCAUCAAUUGAUGCUGUUCAAAGUUUGCCAACUGAUUUCUUUUCCUAUGAAGUUAAAAUUCUCUACAAGUACAAUGCCAUUCUUUUGGGUGGGAAUAACAAGACAUUCUAUUUAUUAGAUAUUGAUACUAGAAAAGUGAAACAGAUUAUUGCUGUGGAGGGAUUGAGAGGGAAUUGUUUUCAUGUGGAGGAGUGUGCUAUUGAUGGACAGGAUUAUAUUUAUGUGACUAGUUGUAAUUUAAUCAAAUAUAAUUUGACCAUGUUGAUUCAGGGUAAAUCAUCUCACGAGUGCUUGGUGUGGAGGUCGGAUUAUCAAUUACCUAAUUCGUGGGGAGUGGCAAAUUUCAAGAAUGAUGUGUAUGUGUGUGAUUUUGAGAAGGGAUUAUUGAGAUUUGAGAAGAGUAACGGCAAGUUCAUUUCUUUAAAUCGUGGAAAUGGUAUGUAUGGUGUUGCCUUCACUCCAGAAGAUGAAAUGAUAUUGAGUCAUGCAGAUCAUUUUGAGCAACGAUUGGAAAUUCAUACUAUGAAUCAGAAUGGAGAGUGGAUUUUAAGAAAUGUCAAGAAAAAUUCAGAAACGAACAUCUUUAUGGAUCCAUAUAGUAUUUUCUAUGAACCCAUUACACAAUACAUUUAUGUGAGCGAUUGUACAAAUGGAAAGAUUGUCGUUUUAGAUAAAUUAUCACUCAAUGUGGUGAAAAAUAUUGAGGGUUUGAGUAUGAAUUAUGCAAUUGGUGUAGAUAAAAGGAAUGGAAACUUGUAUGUUUGUACUGGAAAUGGUGGAACAUUACAUUGGAUACAUUAA